AUGAGUCUAGACGAGAAAGACGUGAUGAAACCCCGAGAGAGCAUGCUGAAUCACAAGAAACAGACCACUACUAUGAGCGUAACCGAGCCACGCACAGCAGUUCCUCUUCUAGAGAUAGUAGAAGGAGACAUAGAAGAGAUCAUGAUGAAAGGAGAACUUACAGAGAUGAUCUUGCUGAGCCAGGUUGCCCUAAAACCUGAGUUCAUUCCGCAAAUUUGUGUUCUUGGAGAUUCUGGGUUUGUGAGUGUGCUUGAAGAUUUGAUGGAAACAGACGACACCAUGGUGGAGCUAUGUACAACAGUUACUCCUGAUGAGUGGAAUCGUGGGGGUGAAGUGAUUACAAAGCAGAUGGGUGAAGGCAAGUGGAUUCAAGAGAAUCAUGGAACACUUGGGAUCAUCCAGAGGUCACUCUCAAGUUCAACCCUGGAAGCUGAUGGUCAUGAAGGGACAGCUAAGGAGUUGUGGGAGAGUAUGGAAGCUGUGUAUGAGGACAGAUCGCAUCUAUGCAAGGUUUUUGUGGUUAAGCGGGCCAUUGAGAAUCUGAGGCAAGAUGGAGAAGAGCUCAGUAAGCAUCUUGAACGCUUUAAGAGCUUAUGGGCAGAGUUGAAGGCACUCAGACCGAGUACCUCAGAUAAAGACAUACUGAAGAGAAGACUAGAGCAAGAUGAAGUGUUUAGUCUUCUGCUGAGUUUAGAUAAGUCUUAUGAUAAACUGGUCAGGAAGAUCCUCACGGAAGAAGUCCUACCUGAUGUGGAGAGUGUGUGUGGUUUGGUGAAGCAUGAGCAAGCAAAGAUGCAGCCGGAUAAGAGGAGAAAGAUUACUGAGCUAGAACAAGUAAUCACCGGCAAGAGCUUGUAUUCAGCAUACAUAGGAGACAUAAAAGAUGGGGAUAGCUUAACAAACAGACACGAGAAGGGUGGAGCUGAUGAGGUGAUUACCAGAAGAGAAUGGGAUGCAUUUGUAGCCAAAGCGAAAGCACUCACUGCAUCAAAGAAGCAAGGAAGUCAUUCAGUAAGGUCUAAACCUAUAAUUGUGGAUUCUGGAGCCAGUCAUCACAUGAUCAGUGAUAGGAGUCUGAUGGAUGAAGUGAGAGCAGCUACUGGAAAUGUUCAGAUAGCAAAUGGAGAUAAAAUUCCUAUAGAAGGGAUAGGAAGCUUGAAGCUAUUUGACAGGGAGUCAACAGCCUUGUACCUGCCUCAGUUUACCUCCAAUUUGAUAUCUGUAAAGAGAGCUACUAUUGACUUGCAAUGUCAAGUAGUAUUCAGGCCACAGGAGGUUGAGUUUCAAGAUCUUGUUACGGGUCAAGUGAUUGGAAAGGGGAGCAGUACCAACAAUCUAUACCAGCUACAAUCAACUAAGCUCUCUAAACCCUCUAUCUCUAUAUGCAUGAGUAGUACUGCUGAUGGCUAUGAAAAAUCUAAGUACACAUGGGUCACAUUGCUUCCCUCCAAGGAUAGAGUGUUAGAGGCAUUUAUAAACUUCCAAGCUUAUGUCACUAAUCACUAUAAUGCUACUGUGAAGGUACUAAGGUCAGACAAUGGAGUUGUCUCAGCAUGUUAUCUCAUCAACAGGACACCGACGAAAGUUCUGAGGGAUCUAUCUCCAUUUGAGGUACUGAACAAGGCUAGGCCGCAGAUUCAACAUCUGAGAAAAGGGUAUAAGUGCUAUGAUCCAGUAACAGGGAGGGUGUUGGUGUCUAGAGAUGUCAAAUUCAUUGAAGGAAAAGGGUAUUAUGAAGAAAAGAUAUGGGAAGAUUUGAAGGAUCUUCCACAAACGCCAUCAGAUAAGGCAACAAAUCUGAGGAAAAUAUUGGAGAAUCUUGGGAUUAGCAUGACCCAGGAUCAAGGAACAAGAAGAGAACCACCAAGAAGCACAAGUACUCAUGAGGAGGAAAGUGAAAGGAGGUCCCCUCUUGAUCAUGAGGGGGGAAGUGAAGCUGAAUCAGGAGUGCAACAACAACAGAAAAGUGAUUCAGGAAGUCAUGAUCAAGGAGAGACACAAGGAGAAGAGAAUCCAAGAUCAGAUGGAGAUGUGCAGGCUGAUAGAGAGAGUCCAAGAUCAGAUGGAGAUGCGCAGACUGAUAGAGAUGAGCAGGCAGCUAUGCAAAAUCCAGUCGAGUCAGUUGGGAUUCAGGAACCAGAAACAGAGGUUCAACCACUGAGGAGAAGUACCAGGGUAAAGAAAGAUCCAUCAAAUUGGGUGAACACAAGGAUAUACUACAAUGCGGAGGCCGUAGCACAUCCGACUCAAGCAGUAUGUUCGUUUGCAACAUAUCCAGAGGAGCAUGUGGUCUUCAUGGGUAAUCUGGAUGAGAAUGAGAUCCCAAGGUCUUAUGAGGAAGCCAUGAAGCAUAAGAUGGAUCUUCACAAUCAAGUACCGGGCAGAUGGAACUAUUGA
Molecule: messenger RNA, 2397 nt
Organism: Brassica napus (rape)
Lineage: Eukaryota; Viridiplantae; Streptophyta; Magnoliopsida; Brassicales; Brassicaceae
Exons: 7
Coding region: 1-2397 (798 amino acids)
Source: RefSeq, a predicted model, not a curated record